AAGCAAGAAAGGUUUUUUUGUUUCUCAGAACGUAACAUCGAUUCAUGAAAAAGGAAGAGACCGCCAGUCUUUAGAUAACAUUGGACAUGAAAAGUUCGAAAUAUGAUGGAUACCGAGAUUUUGAAUGGGCGGUGAAACUGAACCGUUUCACUUUAGAUAUCCUUGGACUUUGGCCUAAGAAUAUACAAAAUCCUUGGCAAAAAUUAAUAUGCAAUCUUCGAGCGUUGAUAUCUGCGAUAGGAAUAUUGAUUUGUCUAUUUAUUCCUUCAAUAUAUUCCUUGAUAAAAAUUUUUGGUGACAGUUUGCUAAUGCUAGAUAAUUUACAAAUUACUUUACCAGUAGUAAGCUGCUCGAUUAGAAUUAUACUUUUUUGGUGGAAAAAAGAAGCUAUUAUACCGAUUAUGAAUAUGGUCGCGAAGGAUUGGAUGAAACCAAAAAGUGAUCAAGAGAGAGAACUAAUGAUCCGAUAUGCGCAUAUUGCACGCAUAAUUAUUAUUUUUUCCUAUUGUAUAAUGGGAUUACAGUAUUUUUUUCUCGUCGUACUGCCUAUAUUUGGAUUUUCUUUGAGACUGACUACGAAUAUUACUGAUCCAGGUAGACCAAUGCCUGUACAAAGCCAUUAUUUUUACGAUAUAACAAAAAGGCCACAAUACGAAUUGACCUUUAUUAGUCAAGCAAUCUACAUGAGUAUUGGCAUGAUGGCUUAUACUGGAAUAGACAAUUUUCUCAGCCUCCUAGUUUUUCAUAUAUGUGGUCAAUUAGAUAUUCUCAAAAACCGUUUGCAACAUUUGGAAAAAUUUAUAAAUUAUCAUAAGGUACUGAAGUACUGCAUAGCGAAACAUAUUCGUUUGCUUAGAGCUAUUGAGAUUAUUGAAGAUACAUAUAAUACAAUACUUUUGUCUUUAUUUAUAUAUUUUAUGAUUCUUUUCGCUUUCUAUGGUUUUCGGCUAAUUAGUCUAUUCGAUGAGGGAAAUGAUAUGUCGGUCAUUCACUUAAUCUAUUUCAUAUCCAGCGUUAUUAAUAUAUUUGUACACAUGUGCCUAUAUUGCGUUCUUGGUGAGAUCUUAGUGGCCCAAUGCAAUAAAAUGUAUUAUGCGGCAUAUAGUAAUAAAUGGUAUACCAUGGAUCCAAAAGUUGCAAAAGAUUUAUUGUUCUUAAUUACAAGAGGUUCUAAACCAAUCUAUCUCACUGUUGGAAAAGUAACCCCUGUUACAAUGGCCACAUUUUGCGGUUUAGUGAAAACGUCUGUUGGUUACAUGUCCGUUUUGCAUACAACAAGGAGGUGAUAGAAAAAACGAGGGAAAAAUUUAAAGGUUUUGUUAAUAUUAUGCAAUUUUUGAUAGAAUUUAAUAGACGUAAAGUAUUAAUGUGUUAUUUGCAAAUAAAUAUAUCUUAAUGCAUUAUUCAAGUGAAAUAUGUCUAAAAUUCUAUUAAGUAAUGGUAAAAUUGUAUUAAAUAAUGUAUGAUUUGCGUUUAA
Messenger RNA from Solenopsis invicta (red fire ant), 1477 nucleotides. RefSeq names its product odorant receptor 49b. The record is from RefSeq and is a predicted model, not a curated record. The transcript is spliced from 7 exons. Lineage: Eukaryota; Metazoa; Arthropoda; Insecta; Hymenoptera; Formicidae. Gene Ontology annotation, cellular component: plasma membrane. Gene Ontology annotation, biological process: detection of chemical stimulus involved in sensory perception of smell; sensory perception of smell. Bases 87 to 1286 code for a protein of 399 amino acids. Gene Ontology annotation, molecular function: olfactory receptor activity; odorant binding.